AUGUCUUCUGAAUCUCCUCCAAAGUACAUUUACAAAAUUAUCCCUUCGGCGCCUGAGGAUCCGUUUCCAAAAGAGUAUCCCUUGUCCGAGUUGGACCGCAAUGAUGGCUUCGUUCAUUUGAGCACAUCAUCUCAGGUGCCCAAGACUGCAGACUUGUUUUUCACCAAGACGUCUUCGCUCUGGGUUAUCAAGCUGGAAUAUGCCCAGUUUGCUGAGUCAAUGAAAUGGGAGGGUGGCUUCCCCCACUUGUAUGGCAACUUUGGUGCGGAUAAUGUCGAUUCUAUUGAGAAGUUUGUUCGAGGACAAGAUCAAACAUGGGGUCAAGUUAUGGAAACAUCAGGCUGGCUAGAGUAA
This is a messenger RNA of Fusarium venenatum, 354 nucleotides long. RefSeq lists its product as uncharacterized. The record is from RefSeq and is a predicted model, not a curated record. NCBI's taxonomy places the organism in Eukaryota, Fungi, Ascomycota, Sordariomycetes, Hypocreales, Nectriaceae.